Molecule: messenger RNA, 1653 nt
Organism: Brettanomyces nanus
Lineage: Eukaryota; Fungi; Ascomycota; Pichiomycetes; Pichiales; Pichiaceae
Exons: 1
Coding region: 1-1653 (550 amino acids)
Biological process (GO): positive regulation of anaphase-promoting complex-dependent catabolic process; positive regulation of ubiquitin protein ligase activity; anaphase-promoting complex-dependent catabolic process
Cellular component (GO): anaphase-promoting complex
Molecular function (GO): ubiquitin ligase activator activity; anaphase-promoting complex binding; protein binding
Source: RefSeq, a predicted model, not a curated record
AUGGACCAUGGUCCAUCUGUGGCACCUCGCUCGUUUCCUCAACAUCAAACUGAAUUACAGAUCACUGGGGAUAUAAUCGAUAGGUUCAUUCCGGAGAUAAGGAACCUGGGAGAACGUUCUCUGCAUAGUUCAUGUUUCAAGUUGUUGCACGAAAAGGAAAAAGUACUAGAUCUCAAGUCUGAUACGUCAGAGAAGCGCUCUAAUGCUCGCGCCCGUUCUGCGCCAAGAUCCUUUCACAUUCAAAAUGGAUAUUUCCUAGUGAGUCCUAACUUGCAUCUUGAUAUUACUACGAGAACUGAAUCCGAGACAAGUUCAGAAGACUCUGAUUCCUCUACAGAUUCUUUGCUUUCGGGUUCUUCUAGUACCAAAGCUAAGCUUCGACGUCAGGGCGACCGAAUCGCAGGAGCUCUUGGAUUCAAGAGAAAGUCAAGGAUUCUGAGCUUCAAGCCAUUUAGUUUUGGCAAUACGCAUAACAAUAAGCAUGUAUCCUUCAAGAUGCCUUCUGUGAAUUCAGAUUCAUUUGUAGAAAGAUUUGCUAGGGGUAAAAGUCAGAAGAGGAAAAAAGAAAAAAACGAGUCGUCCUCCGCAAAAGAGAUCUCUUUUAAAGUGCUCGAUGCCCCAGGACUUCGGAACGACUACUAUUCCAAUACAGUAUGUUGGUCUAAAGAAUCUGAUGUUUUAGCUGUAGGACUUGGUGCUUUCUUAUACAUAUGGAACGAGAAACAGGGUACAAUACCGAUGCAAAGGCUAAAUAGUGAGAUUGUCUCCUCCGUGUCGUACAGUUCCUCUGGUAUCUUGGCCGUCGGAACGAAAACAGGAAGAAUUACUUUAUAUGACAGUGGGUCCCAAAAGAUAGCGGUCAGUUCAAUUUUAAAACCAAGUACAGGCAUUUCAUGUAUUAAAUGGGUCAAUGAUCAUAGUCUCUUCUAUGCUGGUGAUGACUCAGGGGACGUUGCACUAUACGAAUUCGAGAAAAAUCGCGACUUGGAUGGGGUGUACCGGUACACUGUAGUAACACGAAUGACGAUACGGUGCAAUCAGCAGCAAGUCUGCGGUAUCGAUGUAAACCCUGAAUGCACACAGCUUGCCGUUGGAUCCAAUGACAAUAGUUGUACGCUUUACAGAAUCGAUGAUUUGAGGAAACCUAAGAAAAUGUUCACGCUAAAUCAUCAAGCAGCAGUGAAAGCAGUUGCGUUCUGUCCUUGGAUGUCAAACUUACUAUCCACAGGUGGAGGAAGUAAAGAUAGAUGUAUUAGGUUCUGGCAUACCACUUCGGGCACUUUGGUAAAGAAAUUUGAAACAAAAGGUCAGGUAACAUCACUAAUCUGGUCACGUUCCAGAAAAGAGUUGCUGGCAACGUUUGGGUUCGGAAGUCCCGGCGAAAAAAAUGGACUUUUAAGGGUCUAUGCGUAUCCAUCACUGAGAGUGGUCAAAAAGGUUGACAGCAAUUCUGAGAUGAGAGUAUUAACGGCUGAUCUUUCGUACGACCAGAAGUAUGUCUGUGCAGGUCUCAGUGAUCAAUCAGUCAGAAUAUACUCGAUAUGGAACUCCAAAUAUGACUUGAGGAUAGGAAAUUAUGACAGCGGACUCUUUGAAAGCCAAUUGAUAGAGCUUGAAGAAGGUGUUAACAAUAGCUUCGAAAUCAUUAGAUAG